AUGAACAGCAUUCUUACUGCCCGCAUAGAUCCAAAAUUUGACCUCGAAAAGAUUAUGGGUACGUUUAUACACUUACAUAAUAUCUCCUUAAUGUAAUAUAAUCAUUUAGCGAAUACUUUGUAGUUUGGGUGUUGACUUCCUUCUCAAGUAAAAACAGACGUUUUAUUUUAAUGCAUAAUUUCUUCAGCGGUUAAUAAUUGCUGCUCUUUUAGUAGAAUAACCGACGGUUUAAGGUUUACCUACUUACAUAAUGCCUAUUGAGCUUAUUUAGAAAUCAAAUAAUUAACCAAAGACUUUAAACAAAAUUCAUUAACAUCUGCUGUGAGGCAAAAAAUUACAAUAUAUUCGGAGUAAUACUGCAUCUUGCACUCAAAUAUAUGGUAUCUGUAGCAGAAUCUGACAUUUAUGUAGCCUAACGUGUUUAGCUGUAUCGUGUAAAAUCCUGAUAAGUACGCUGGGACAAUUAAUUUUGAAAUUAUUUAAAAUAUCUUAGUGGACAAUUUUAUCUCCUGAGUUCUCGCUUAACUAUGCGUCUACUAAUAAGCCAUUAGUUCGUGACUUAGGUUCGAGUAAGGCACAUCGCAAUCAAACAUAAGGCUGUUUGGCGAAUACUUUUACUACCGCUGCAUAAUGGAAAACUUAAAAUGUGCUGAGUAUUUGGUUGUUAAAAACCUUAUACAAUGCAUUAGUGUGCGCUGCUAUGAUUGUACCAUAUAUGCUAAAUCAGCGUUUUGUCCAACGAUCAUAUUUUUGAAAGCACUUGCAGUGUUCAAAUGUAAAUGCUGUUUGAUCAAAGCAGCGACUUAAAACACAAAAACAACAUACUAAUGUCGACAAACCAGCUUUCAACCCCAACGCCUUCUGAUCACUGGCUUCGACAUUUUACAUCAACAUUUCUUUCUGCCUAAAGCUUGAGAAUCCUUUUCCGAAUUCUGGAGACAAACUUUUGGUUGCGAUAUGUUUCAGUAGUCUGUUUGAGGAAUAAUAUUACAACUUGAACACGUACAGUCUCAACCAUUCAUAUCGAAUGGAUAUUUCAUUCGUAAAUAGUGGACAAGCGAAUCUAAGAAGCCAACUCGUAAAAUUUGCCUGCGGUAACGAACGUGACAUUUUAUCAUAUGGCUUAUUAGAUACUUGUUUGGCCAAGCAUUUAGAUUUUCUAGUGUUCGAAUGAUAGAAACUUAUUGUAUGAACCGGUGUGUACGACUGAUUAAGUUUUUUCACGUUGAUCUGUAAAUGGACCAAGUUCGUUCGUCUUCGAAAAUACAAAAUACUUAAACAUUGCUGUUCCCGAAAAAUCACAAGAAUAUUAACGACAGCUAGAAACUGCGCACGAAUACAUCUACAGUCAAAGCUCAUCAAGAGUCUAGGCCAACUUUUCAAUUAGUUCUAAAGCAAGGAUGUAUGCAUUGUUCUGAAUGUUAGUUUGAAUCCAUAUUUUCUACGUUGCGAGGAUUUUAAGAUUGCUUUGGUUACCCGCAUAUGCUUUUGAUGGACAUUGCAAAAUUACCGAUGCCUAGAAAAUUUAUGUUGUCGAUUAAGUUGCUUAAUGCAUGUUUAAACGUGCCGAUUUAUGUUUUAGAACCAGGAGAUGGUGGAUUCCUCACUAAAAGGCCCUGGGCAUUGACUGAUCCCCUAUUCUGCUGCCUACAUAAUCUUCGCUGUUGCAGACAAAAGAAGGUUCACUGGGAAAAUGGAGAUUAUUACCAGGACCCAAGCCAGUGGAUGAUUUAA
Molecule: messenger RNA, 1734 nt
Organism: Spirometra erinaceieuropaei
Lineage: Eukaryota; Metazoa; Platyhelminthes; Cestoda; Diphyllobothriidea; Diphyllobothriidae
Source: the annotation of a GenBank genome assembly